CGGAGGCAGGAGAAAGGGUCUGUUGUUUUUCUCUCCUUGUUUCUCUCUCCCUCCCUGCUGAUCACCAAGCUGCUGACCGGGUCAGAAAGCCCUGAUGGAAAUCCUCCGGUGCUGGGCAGGCCCCUCCUCCUCCAAGGAGCCUGUCCUUGACUAAUUUUUCUUUGUCCCGAUGGGAAGAAAAGAGCGAGAGAGAAAGACGAAAAAAGAAAAACCUCAAACUUCCUUUGAAAACCAGCUUGGAGUCAGGGCCUGAAUCGCACAUCGACACUCGGCAACUCGGGAAUCCUGAAGACACGCUUGGAGCCACGGGGGAGCACCUGGGCUGCACCCCUACCUGCCCUCGCCCUCCUCCCGUGCCCUGGGUCCUGGGCGUGAGUCCGGAAGUGGCCAGGACCCAGCAGGACCGCCCCUGGCUCAUAAACCUGUGUAAGCUCUGGCGUUGACAGCUGGAAGGCAGCUGGGACUGUGGCGGCGCCCCCAUCGAAUUGUCGGAGCUGAGCCCUCCUUCUCAGUCCUGGAACAGCCUUCUUUAAGGGAAGCUGAUUCCACCCAAUGUCUUCCGUCAUCUCACUGGACUCGUCCCUCCCAGACCGGAAAGCCCCGCACACUCUGGUCACAGCGAGUUAGAGGUGGACGAGCUCAGCCAGGCCGCUCUUCUGUUUACUCUCGCUGACGACACUGCUCCCGUCGCCAGGAGUAACUGCGGACACUGCAGCCUUCCACACCGCAUUCCUCUUCUAAGACUUUUCUGGGCCUAUUUGCUUUCCAGCCCAAUGAUUUGCUUCUUAUUUGAUCGGUCUCUCUGUUGCACAUCAAGCCUAGAUUAGGCAACUUCCUGAGGACUGUGGAGUCCUUUGGUGCCCCUCCGUUGACCUCUUCUGACCAUGGAACACCAUCCACCUGAGCGUCCAGUCUCUGGCAAGGCCAAGACUGCAGAAGCCGUCAGCCCUGAAAACCAUGAGGUCCUCUCAGUACCAGAUGAGCACCCCCAGGACAAGGAUGCUGGAAAUGCUACUGGGGCGGCCAGAGAUGCUACUGGGGCAGCCAGAGAUGCUACUGGGGCUGCCGGAAAUGCUACUGGGGCGGCCAGAGAUGCUGAUGGGGCGGCCAGAGAUGCUGAUGGGGCAGUUGGAGAUGCUACUGGAGCAGCCAGGGAUGCUGAUGGGGCAGUUGGAGAUGCUGAUGGGGCAGUUGGAGAACAGGAGCCAGUAGAUCAAGGGUCACUGCCGGUCCAGGGCCAGGAUAAUCUUGAGUCCCCUCCACCUGACACGAGCUCCAACCAGCCAGGGCCAGACCACAGGACGCAGCCUGAGGCAGAGACAGUGGGGGCGUGCUCCGGGCCCCAGGAGCUGCCCCAGUCCCCCAGGGCCCAACAGCUGGAGCUCGAUUUCUACUGUGUAAAGUGGAUCCCCUGGAAGGGAGAACGGACACCCAUCAUCACCCAGAGCACGAAUGGCCCCUGCCCGCUCCUCGCGAUCAUGAACAUCCUCUUUCUUCAGUGGAAGGUGAAGCUGCCCCCUCAGAAGGAAGUGAUCACAUCAGCUGAGCUCAUGACCCACCUUGGAGACUGCCUCCUGUCCAUCAAGCCCCAGGAGAAGUCAGAGGGACUUCAGCUUAAUUUUCAGCAGAAUGUGGAUGACGCAAUGACCGUCCUGCCCAAACUGGCCACCGGUCUGGAUGUCAAUGUGCGAUUCACAGGGGUCUCCGAUUUUGAGUACACGCCUGAGUGCAGUAUCUUCGACCUCCUAGGCAUCCCCCUGUACCACGGCUGGCUUGUCGAUCCUCAGAGUCCUGAGGCUGUGAGUGCAGUUGGGAAACUGAGCUACAAUCAGCUGGUGGAGAAGAUCAUCACCUGCAAGCACUCCAGCGACACCAACCUGGUGACAGAAGGCCUGAUUGCCGAGCAGUUCCUGGAGACCACCGCGGCCCAGCUGACCUACCACGGGCUGUGCGAGCUCACCGCGGCUGCCAAGGAGGGUGAACUUAGCGUCUUUUUCCGGAACAACCACUUUAGCACCAUGACUAAGCACAAGAGCCACCUGUACUUGCUGGUCACCGACCAGGGCUUUCUGCAGGAGGAGCAGGUGGUGUGGGAGAGCCUGCACAACGUGGACGGGGACAGCUGCUUUUGUGACUCUGACUUUCACCUGAGCCAUUCCCUGGGCAAGGGGCCUGGAGCAGAAGGUGGGAGCGGCUCCCCGGAAAAGCAGCGGCAGGUGGACCAGGACUACCUGAUCGCCUUGUCCCUGCAGCAGCAGCAACCGCAAGGCACGUUGGGUCUCAGCGACUUGGAGCUGGCCCAGCAACUGCAGCAGGAGGAGUACCAACAGCAGCAAGGGGCCCAGCCGGUGCCAGCACGGGCCCCGUCGCCACAGGGGAGAGGAGCCCCAUCUGGACGCCCGGCAGGAGAGCGGCGGCGGCGGCCCAAGCCGGAGUCCGACUGUGUCCUCCUGUAGUGCCCGGUGCCUGGUGCCAGGCUGCCCUGCCUCUUCUGUCAGAGGCUGUGACUAUUUGGCUUGCUCUCCCAGGUCACCCCCUGAGAUAUGCAGGGUAACUUAUUUAUGGACUGUUGGGGAUCCGAGCGGGAAGGAAAUGUCAAGGUCAGACUCGGCGACAUUCUUGCUCACUCACUGCGGCCUUCUCUUCCUCCCAGUCACCCAGGGCAACAGCGGGACUGCUGGGGUGAGGAUGUCUGAUCCCCAACUCCCUCUGCCCAGAAUAUCACACUAAUAUACAGACUCAGGCUCCAGGGUGAGGUCCCUGCCUGAAAUGCAUCUCCCCUACCUCCCCCCUGACUGGCGGGGUCCUUCCGGCUAUCCUGCAAGUCCGUCUCCCUCUGUUUCAGGAUUUGAUUUGGGUUUCUAUCUUCAUUAUUUGUAAUGCCUUCCUAGGGGUUUGGAAAUAAAAAUCGUCUCCUGA
Messenger RNA from Myotis daubentonii (Daubenton's bat), 2919 nucleotides. RefSeq names its product MINDY lysine 48 deubiquitinase 1 (gene MINDY1). Lineage: Eukaryota; Metazoa; Chordata; Mammalia; Chiroptera; Vespertilionidae. Gene Ontology annotation, molecular function: cysteine-type deubiquitinase activity; cysteine-type carboxypeptidase activity; K48-linked deubiquitinase activity. Gene Ontology annotation, cellular component: cytosol; cell periphery. Gene Ontology annotation, biological process: protein K48-linked deubiquitination. The record is from RefSeq and is a predicted model, not a curated record.